CUUGAUAAAGGAAACUAAAACAUGUAGCGACGCAGGUCUUCUUUCUGUCUGUCACCAAUGCUUGAACUUUGACGUACUGCUUGGAGGGAUAUACGACGCGCAAAAGAUGAGAGAUCUCCGAACCCAUUUUAGUUCUCGUGGAGCUGACGGAGCCGCUGCAAACAACAAGAAGAAAGUAGCAGCAGAGACAAUACUGGAGCAACCUUGUGAUGUUUGCGGGGAUGCCACAUUCGAUGUAGAGAAUGACAUUAUCUUUUGCGAAGGCCAGGAGCUCCUCCAUACUGGUUGCAACCUGGCGGUACAUCAAGAAUGUUAUGGCAUUGACAGCAUUCCGCCCGGGGACGAUCCAUGGUUCUGCCAGAGAUGUUCUGAUGAAGAUUUCUCGAAAACUAGCGUAGUAUGCUGUCCUGUCGAGGAUGGAGCAUUUUGGAAAACAACCGCCUCGGGCCAAUACGUACAUGUAUUGUGCACACUGCUGAACCCGAGACUUGAAGAUGAAACGUUGCCCAUUGCAAUAGAUCGUAGCAAACUUGCUCGUCACAAAUGUUACAUUUGUAACAAAGCCAAAGGACUUACAGUGAAAUGCAAAUCUUCACAAGGCUGCGACAAGCGAUUUCACAUCAUGUGCGCCAUAAAUGCGGGUACCGUGGAGUAUUCAAGGGAGAAACGUGCUCGCUCUACGAUGCUGCUGUGUGAACAGCACAAACGUCGACCAAAGCUGACUCCGCGAAGGCAACGAUCGAUGCUUAGCUCCAAUUCAGAUGUAGAAAUUGUGUCAAUAACUGGACCGGAAGAUGUCCUACUCCAUCGGCCACGCCCUUCGUUAAAGCGGUUAUCCCCUUCUCCUGUACCUGCAUCAGCCGCCAAGCGGGCGAGGACGGAGAGGGAUUUGCUUGCUGAAAGCUUGUUCUCCGACUCCAGCCCAUCAGAUUACCAGCGAGAUGGAGUGGCAAACAAUGUGCCUUCCUCUGAGCGACCACCAGACGAAUCAAUUAGAAUCCUCACCAUUCCCACCGUCACCCGAUUUCCUGAUCUUUCAAAGCACGCCGUUCCGCGUUCGUCUGCCUUGCAGGGUGAUUUAUCAUCACGCUCCGUCGCUGCUGCAACGAACGCGGACUCUCAUUCGGGCACCUCGUAUCAAAUUAAUCAAUUCAACGACCCCCUACAGCUACAGCAGGCUGCAAAAGACCGCCAAAUCGAAAGCACCACUCGACGCAUGGCUGAAAAGGACCAACGAUCCGAAGAGCUUGCUUUGAAGUUGGCCGAGCAGAACAGGCUUGUGGAGGAUCUUCAACAGGAACUUGCAAGCAAGCGAAAAGAACUUCACGACACCCGAUCUCGCUUGGAGGCCAAGGUGCGGGAGCUCGAUGUACGAUUAGUUAGAAAAGAAGAACAGCUAUUGGAGAGAGCAGAAGAGAAGGCGGAACUGAAGGCACGAGUCGCACAGCUUACGGAGAAGAUGACUAGCCUGAGCCAUAAGAACGAGGACCUAGAACAAGGGCAUGCGGAACUCAAAUCUACUAUUGAAGACCUUAAACGCGAUAAAUCUCAGUACUUACGAGAAUCAGUCGAGUUGAGAAGUAAAUUGAAGGCACUAGAAACAGAAAAGUAUGACUGGCAGCAAAUGGCGGAGAACGUCAGAUAUACCCUAGGUGUACUUUUUAGGCUGGCUCCCAUUCCAGGGUUUCCCAAUGUGGACACAGUUGGAGUGGAUGGAAUAAUGACGCAUCUACGGGCAUUGAUUGAUGUGUCUGCGGAGGUAGAUCCUGAUCGGAGCAAGCUACGUCACGCUAUCAGGAAAGCUGCUGCCUCUUAAUACAGUGGCGCGAUUUCUUAUCUAUUGUAGUUUAUCAUAACACGCAUAUGUACAAGCCCUA
Molecule: messenger RNA, 1877 nt
Organism: Spizellomyces punctatus DAOM BR117
Lineage: Eukaryota; Fungi; Chytridiomycota; Chytridiomycetes; Spizellomycetales; Spizellomycetaceae
Exons: 5
Coding region: 107-1816 (569 amino acids)
Biological process (GO): regulation of transcription by RNA polymerase II
Source: RefSeq, a predicted model, not a curated record